Amphimedon queenslandica is the source of this 1614-nucleotide messenger RNA. RefSeq lists its product as uncharacterized. The transcript is spliced from 7 exons. The record is from RefSeq and is a predicted model, not a curated record. NCBI's taxonomy places the organism in Eukaryota, Metazoa, Porifera, Demospongiae, Haplosclerida, Niphatidae. Bases 250 to 1503 code for a protein of 417 amino acids.
CACGAUGGUUUGAUACCAGCUAAUGAAAUAUGGUUGAAGCUUGGAGGAGAUAAGGGUGGUUCAUCAGUGAAAAUAUCGUUUCAAAUUGUCAAUACUGUUAAGCCAAAUUCAGUUGAAAACAGCUGCGUUUUCUGUCUUUUUGAGGCUCCAGAUUCUGUUUUCAAUCUCCAUUUAGCAUUAGAUCAGUAUUACUCUUGUGUCUCUAGUCUCCAGAAGGCUAAAUGGAAGGAAUAUAGUAUUCGUGUUUUCAUGUCGGGGGAUUAUGAAUUCCUGUGCAAUAUAUAUGGAAUAUCAGGAGCGAGUGGGCGUCACUGCUGCCUUUGGUGUACUAUCACUAAUGAGGAAUUAAAGAUCCCCCGAACAACUCGGCAGCAAGGAACUAUUACACCACGGUCUCUUGCAACACUUUCACAGAAAUAUUCUGAAUUUGAAGCAGAUGGUUCCAAUCUCAAAAAAGCAAAGAUGCAUGACAAUGUCAUUGGAAAAGUAUUUUUUGAUAUACCACUAAGCCAAGUCUGCCCACCUGGUCUCCACAUUACACUUGGAAUUUUCCAAAGGUUAUUUAACCUUCUUGAAGAGGAAUGCCACCAGCUAGAUCUCAGUAUCACCGAGCCUUGUACUACAAACUCAGGAAUGUCUUUCCGUGACUAUCUACAAGCCAAAUCAACUAUAACAGUAACUGAACAAGAGCAGUCGGUACUUACUGCAGAGCUGAACCAAGCUCAGCAGAUCCUAGCUUUACUGUUGCUGAAUAGUCCUAACCCACAACAUGACAUAAGGGUACAGAAUGUAACGCGACUCAUACAUAGUCAUAGUACCAAAAUAUCAACUAAUAAUCACACUAUAGUUCAAAACAAGAGAAUAGUCAAACAGGGAUUUGAACGUGAAGAUGGCAUUUUUGUAAAAUCGCUUGAAAGAGCCAUGGCAUCAUUUCACGUAGAAAGGCAAGUGUACCAUGGAGGUUCUUUUGUUGGUAAUCACAUUCACAGGGCUCUAAAGCCAGAAAACAUCAAGACCAUGUGCAAUUCAGUGAUAGCAACAGCAACAUCUCUUAACAACUCAGCACUGCAGUCUAAAGCAGAUGAAAUAAAUGACAAAUUUAUGGAUGCCUUCAAUCUUUUUGCACAAUGUCAUACAAUAUAUGACAGCAAUACAUUACUAUCAAAUGCUAAAAUUAAUGAAUUAGAGACAGCAAUAGACGCCUUUCUGCGAUUCUACAGGGAGUCAUUUACAGCAACUGUUCUCCCAAAGAUGCAUAUGCUAGAGGACCACUUGGUUCCUUGGGUUAAGAGAUGGAAAGUAGGGUGUGGAUGCAUGGGUGAACAAGGAGCAGAGUCCCUACAUGCCAUGUUCAAUAAUGUGGAAAGGGCCUACAAUAAUAUAGUAGACAGAAUAGAGAGGCUAAGUGUACUGCUGCAAAACCAUCACUUCAAGCUAUUGCCAGCAAACAAGUCACUUGAACCACCACCGCUCAAAAAAAGACCCACAAAACCAAGGGACUAAAUGAAUAGUGCUGUGUGAAUUAUAUAUUGUCAUAUGUGUAUGUAGCUCUAAAUUAUUAUUGUCGUACACUAAGCAUCUGAGUUUAAGCCUUUAUAACUCCACGACAAAAAA